This is a messenger RNA of Austrofundulus limnaeus, 4223 nucleotides long. RefSeq names its product reeler domain containing 1 (gene reeld1). The coding region runs from base 56 to 3796 and encodes 1246 amino acids. NCBI's taxonomy places the organism in Eukaryota, Metazoa, Chordata, Actinopteri, Cyprinodontiformes, Rivulidae. Gene Ontology annotation, cellular component: membrane. The transcript has 4 exons. The record is from RefSeq and is a predicted model, not a curated record.
CAUUCAGCUUUGGUUUGGUGGAGUUGUGGUAUUUACCUUAUUGGCCCCAUCCAUCAUGGCAUUCUCUCAAGGGGCAAGUCCCGCCUCCUGCAAGGAGAUGGUUCCUGGACAUAUCCGGGCUCAYCCUCUGGACCCGGAGCACAGCCACAUCACUGUUCAGAUGUCCGCCUCUUCCUACCUGCCUGGUCAGCUGAUAACAGUUACAAUUCGAAGUUCUCGGGACUUCAUGGGUUUCCUGCUCCAGGCUCGCAACCUCAGCGGUGUCAAACGGCGUCAGUAUGGCAGAGGUGCUAGGAUCAGGUUCAGGAGUCUCGGUGCCCUGAUGGCAGGGGGCUCCUGGAUCUUGACCCCACCAGGGACCCACACCCUGCACUGUCUGUCCGAGGGCGACACCAUCACCCACUCCGACAAACAACUGAAGAGGAACCUGUCGUUUGUGUGGAGAGCUCCUGAUGUUCCGAUGGGUGACAUCCGGUUUAUCAUUACAGUGGUGCAGUCCUACUUCAUCUACUGGGCUGGCAUUGAGUCUGCAGUGGUGCAUGAUGGGAGUCGUACUGUUUGGAGCAGUGAUGAAAACACAGCAGUGGAUGGAGGAAGCACAAUUUCUACAGUUCAAGAGAAAAGAGUCACUGCUCUGCCAAGAGUCAACAAUUCAUCUGAAGAAGAAAAAAACUGGACACAAACCUUAAAACCAACCCACGGUGGAUCUCAGACUCUCAACUCUUUCAAAACACAAGCAGAAGUUAAUCAAACCACUUUAGGAUCGGACAGCUCUUUGACUUUGGCAAACUAUUCGAGUAAAACAAACACUAUGACUCUAGGUGACACUCAUAUGACUCCUGACUCUCUCUCAGAUGUGUCUAAAGAAACAACCCAUGACCCUGAGUUUCCUCCAAAGACCUCCAUUCCUCUGACAACCUCCAUUCUCUCAGAUGACCAUAGAAAGAUGGACCCAACAACCCGUCCAUUUUCCCUGUCCAACCCUCCUUUUCCGUUCUUCCCUCAAAAGGGAAAAUGGACACAGAGGGAUGAUCCAAAGACUGAAUCCCAAAAACCAAAAGUGAAAACCAAAUCAGAAACAAAAACGCUUGGAACUUCUACAGCUGCACCAUCGAUUGGUCAGACAAUCCAACUUUCAAAGACCCUACCUGAAAAUCAAACAGGGUCGAUUCAGGAGGAAAUAAGUUCAACRUUUGAGACUCGGAGGAUGUUAGAAAAUAUCCUGAGUUUGUCACAAACAAGUAAAGUCAAAACAGACACUGGUUUAUUGUUCCAAACUUCUACAACCAAACUAAACCUCUUAUUUCAAACUGACACAAGCUGGAUCACUUCCCCUUCCAAGACUCCAACCACAUCCGCAAAGACUCAAACCACACCCCCAAAGAUUCCAACCUCAUCCCCAAAGACUCAGACCACAUCCCCAAAGACUCUGACCACACUCCCAAAGACUAUAACCACAUCUCCAAACACUCGGACCAUAUCCCCAAACACUCAGACCACAUCCACAAGGACUCAGACCACAUCGCCAAAGACUCAAACCACAUCCCCAAAGACUCCGACCGCAUCCCCAAAGACUACAACGACAUCUCCAAACACUCGGACCAUAUCCCCAAACACUCAGACCACAUCCACAAGGACUCAGACCACAUUGUCAAAGACUCAAACCACAUCCCCUAAGACUCCGACCACAUCCCCAAAGACUACAACCACAUCCCUAAAGACUACAGCCACAUCUCCAAACACUCAGACCACAUCCCCAAAGACUCAAACCACAUCCCUAAAUACUCGGACCACAUGCCCUAAGACUCAAACCACAUCCCCAAAGACUCAAACCACAUCCCCAAAGACUCAAACCACAUCCUCAAAGACUCCAACAACAUCCCCAAAGACUCCAACCACAUCCCAAAAGAUUCCAAUCACAUCCCUAAAGACUCCGACCACAUCCCCAAAGACUCAGACCACAUCCCCAAAGACUUUGACCACAUCCCAAAAGAUUCCAAUCACAUCCCCAAAGACUCUGACCACAUCCCCAAAGUCUGCUUUUCCAUCCAAAUCUUCAACAUUUGGACAUUUUCAAGUUCCACCCAUAACUCAGGUCAUCUCUUCACCAGGAUCAAGUCCAUCAGAACUUAAAAAUAUCAAACUAACUGUCUUGCCAGUGAAUUCUAUGUCCCCAAGCGUCUUUUCUCAAUCACUGUCUCUAAGCAGCUUUUACCAAACCUCGUCAGAAACUCAGUCCCAAACGAGUUCAGUCAAAGCACAAACUGUUUUUUUGUCUCAAACUUCUUCAUCUGAACCAAAUCUGAUAUUCCAAACUCAAACGAGUCAUAUUUCUUUACUUCUCGAGAUGUUUACCCCCAAGACACAAACAUUAUCAAAGUCAGUUCCUCCAUCCAAAUAUCCAACUCUUAAGUCCUUCAGAGUUACGCCCAUUACUCAGACCAACCAUCUACCAGGAACAAGUCCACCUGGACCCAAAAGUACCCCAAAGCAAACCGUAUCACCUCAAACAACUAUGUCCCUGAGAAAUCCCUUUCAGCGUCAAUCUGGUGUUAGUUUUCACCAAGUUCAGACAGAAACUGUCCAAACUCAACCUGGUCUUCUACAGAGAGCCCAGUCCCAAUCUGAGGUACCAGAAGAGACUUUAAGGAUCUCUCCCCAACCUCAGUCCCAGACAAUUUUCCAAACAGGACAAACCUUAUCUCCACAACCCGUCAAGCCUCAAUACUUCACACUGGAAAAAGAUCUUGAGUCCGUGACCAUGAGUCCAGUCUUUGUUUUUACUCCCUCGAGCAAUUAUUUAAGUCCAAUUAGUUCCUCUUCAUCCUUCCAGUCUUUAGAUGGAUCUUCUGGUCUUCACCCCAGUGAUGCCUCUCCUUUACAUUCAACAUUCAGGUCAACAAUCUCUGUCCCUUCCUCUUCCUCCUCUGAGAAUCAACCCAGAACAACCCCAGUCUCCACAUCUCAUCUACCUUCUGCCCAGCGUUCUUCUACAGCCAAUCAACCAUCCUUCCUUACAUCUCCCACCAUUCCACCAAGCACGUCUAAUUAUCCUUCAAACUCUUCCUUUUCUUCAGCUACUGUAUCUACAUCUUCAUUCUUUAACUCCUCUAAGUGUUUCACAAGUUCUAACUUUUCAUCCUCUUCUACUUUUGCUGCAGCAUCUCAAACGCUUUUCUCCUUGUCUUCAUCACCACCAACUCCAACUUCUAUUGCUUCUUCCCCUACUUUACCUCCACCUUCUGUCUCAUUUACCACAACACCAUCAUCUUUUAUCUCUUUAGCCACUCCUCAUCCAGGACCUUCAUCAUCUCAAUUUGUACAGACCUUGUUCACGACGCCUUCCAAGAAAACCAGUCCUCAACUGAACCUCGGCUCACUUGUUCAUCCCAACCCCAAACCUUUUCCAAACCACAAACUCGAUCAUGGCCAAGAAUUUAAACCAAACAUUCCGAACACUGACACCAAACCCAAGAGACCAUCAAGUCCCUCCAACACUCCGGACAGGGAGCGGAAGUACCCAGACAUCAACCCCAGACACAGUUCCUGGGAGCUGGGCAUGCUGUUGGGCUGUUCUGCUGGCCUGGGCAUGGUUCUGGUGGUCGGGGUGAGGUACGUAUACCGUCAGGCCUGUGGCUGGCGGACGCAGGUGACCCUGAAUGACCAGGAGAGGGAGUACGGGAGAGGCUUGAUUCAGGUCCAAGAGUGUGGAGAUUUGGUCCGAGUCCGGAAGAUCCGAGAGAACAGUUUUGUGCUUCUGACGGAGUACGAUGUCCUGGCACCACCUGGAAACUAAAACACAGGUUUUUCUAAGACAACGGGAGAAAAUAAAUCCUGAAUCCAGACGGACUUUUAACAGAGCAGCUAAAUGAUCAAAAAUAAAAGAUAAAAACAAAAACUGUUUGUCUGUUUUGGGAACAAUUCUGGUGGUGAAGGAUUUUUUUUUUACAGUUAAUGUUUUGACUCAGCCUCUAUCUGAAUGUGGGGUUCUGUUUGUAGGAAAAUAAGUCCAAUGUGAUUUUUUUAAUGAAAGAUUUCUUUAAAACUAUUGUUUCUUUAUUUCUUUAGUCAACAUAAAUCCAUUGACAGUUCUACAGAUUUUCAUCCAUGUCUUUUGUAUAUUUCAAAAAUAAAUUGGACUUGGCAUAUCCAAACUUCUAGAAAUUGGCCUUUGUCUUUUUAAGAACCUGCUACCAUUUCCGACAUUCCCACUUCAGCCCGUC